UUAGUCUCACAGUGCGCGGUCACUUAUUUUUCAUUCGCUUUUUUUAUCCACGUUAUCGUUCGUUACUUAUUCCAUUCUGCAAUCCGCGUUCGCCGCUCACCGCCUACGAAACGCAAAACGCUGCUGUGGAUACUUGUUGCCGAGCUUGCCGGGUAACCGACUCUAGACUACGCUUUGCUUCGUCAAAGCACGACAAUAUACAGAAUUAUACAACGGGACGUAUUUUUUUCUGUUGUACCGAAUAACUGUGUGAAGCAGUAGUCAAGUAGUUUUGACUAAUAUAAAUAAAGCGACUUUGCAACAAACAAAAUGGACAACUAUCACAAACCAGAGGCUAAGACAAUUCAAGAACUCAAGGACAUUGCAAAUAAAUUGAGAAUUCAUUCCAUCGAGGCGACCCAGGCGAGUAAAUCCGGGCAUCCAACAUCAUGUUCGUCCAUGGCAGAAGUAAUGUCGGUUCUGUUCUUCCACACGAUGCGUUACAAAGUUUCCGCACCCCGCGAUCCGAGCAGCGAUCGCUUCGUCCUGAGCAAGGGACACGCAGCGCCGAUUUUGUACGCGGCCUGGGCCGAGGCCGGUCUCUUUCCGACGAGCGAGUUGCUGAAUUUGCGGAAGUUUGGAAACGAUCUCGAGGGACAUCCUACUCCGAGGCUGAGCUUCGUUGACGUCGGGACUGGCUCUCUGGGCCAGGGACUUUCCGUUGCCGCUGGAAUGGCCUACGUAGGCAAAAAUUUUGACAAGGCAAGCUAUCGGGUUUACACGCUCAUCGGUGAUGGAGAAUCCGCGGAAGGUUCCAUCUGGGAAGCACUUCAUUUCGCUUCGUAUUACAAGCUGGACAAUCUGUGCGUUAUAUUUGACGUGAAUCGUCUCGGGCAGAGUGAGCCAACCUCGCUCCAACAUAAUAUGGAGGUUUAUCGUAAACGAGUAGAAGCUUUUGGAUUCAAUGCUCUCGUCGUAGACGGUCACGAUGUUGAAGAACUCGUCAAGGCUUUCCACGAGGCUCAAACAACGAAAGGGAGACCAACGGCGAUCAUUGCGAAAACAUUCAAGGGUAAAAACUUUCCGAACAUAGAAGAUCUUGAAAAUUGGCAUGGAAAAGCGCUGGGCAAGAAUGCGGAGGAGGUACUGAAGCAUUUGACCUCGACGUUGAAAAAUCCCGGACCUCUGGGUCUCCAUCCACAAAAACCUCUCGUCGAGGACGCUCCGGCCGUCGACAUAACGAACAUAAAACUCGAUUCACCACCAAAUUAUAAACUGGGUGAGGAGGUUGCGACGCGUUUGGCCUACGGAACGGCCCUGGCCAAGAUUGCCAAAAACAAUUCACGCGUUAUCGCUCUCGAUGGUGACACGAAAAAUUCAACGUUCGCCGAUAAAAUAAAAACCGUUGAUCCUUCGCGUUUCGUCGAGUGUUUCAUCGCUGAACAAAAUUUGGUUGGUGUCGCAAUCGGAGCAGCUUGCCGAGACCGAACCGUCCCCUUCGUUUCUGCAUUUGCGACAUUCUUCACUCGCGCCUUCGAUCAGAUUCGAAUGGGAGCGAUAUCGCAAUCGAACGUCAACUUUGUUGGUUCGCACUGCGGCGUGUCGAUCGGUGAGGACGGUCCGUCGCAGAUGGGACUCGAGGACAUAGCCAUGUUCCGAUCGAUCCCCGGUUCUACCGUGUUUUAUCCUUGCGACGCCGUUUCGACGGAACGGGCGGUCGAGAUUGCGGCCAACACAAAGGGCAUUUGUUUCAUCCGUACUUCGCGUCCAAACACCGCCGUCUUGUACAAGAACGACGAGGUCUUUGUUGCUGGCAAGGCCAAAGUAGUGAAAUCAACGGGAAAGGAUCGCGCGUUGCUAAUCGGGGCUGGAAUAACGGUCCACGAGGCGUUGAAGGCCGCUGAAGAAUUGGCAAAGACGGGUGUCAACGUCAGAGUUCUCGAUCCGUUUACAAUUAAGCCGCUCGAUGCCGCAACGAUAAUCAAUAACGCCAAACAAGUUGGUGGCCGGAUCAUAACCAUCGAAGAUCAUUAUCCCGAGGGUGGCCUCGGGGAUGCUGUCGCGUCCGCGGUUUCAAUGGAGCCAAACAUUCUCGUUAAAAAAUUGGCAGUUCCUUCGGUACCUCGUUCCGGACCGCCGGCAGUUCUCGUCGAUGCUUUUGGAAUCAGCGCGCGUGCCAUCGUCGCCGCCGUCCAACAAAUCCUCGAUGUAUGAUCUGACUACUUUAGCCCUUGACCCACCUCAUGUUUUCUUAUUUCAUCAGCCUGCCUGCGCAUGUGAACGCGUGGACAAAUUCAAUCAUACGAAUUAGAAACAAUAGAACCGGCAGCUCGGGCUCUCGUGGGCUGGCCCUUCCGAUUGCGCCAAAUUCCAUUUUUUACGCCCCUUUCCUGCCGCGUUGUGUUCGCCCGCUGUCUUCCCAAUUACAACUGAUAAAACGUGCGCAUGUCGUACGUUUUUUCUUUUUCACUUUGUCUACAAAAUAGAAAAGUAUUUCAGUUGAAAUAAGCGAGCCUUGUUUUGUGUCAACCGGCCUCUACAUUUUGUUAUUCGAUGCCUUAUUAUAUUCACACGUUUUUACUUCCGACAGAAUUUAUAUGUAACAUACAGAUUUGUAUAUAUAAAGAUAUGCUAUAUUUUUUUCAAUAUUUUCGUACACAAUGUUCAUAAAAAAGAUGAAAACAAAGACAGUUAUAAACUCAUCGAGGGGAUGGAAUGUGAAAUUGGAAAAGAAAAUUUUGUAAUAUUUUAUGAAUGUCUACUUGUUGCCAAUGGGGUAGAAAAUGUUGAGUGACGUUUGCAUUUACAAUACAAAAAUAUGCGCUCUAA
Venturia canescens is the source of this 2808-nucleotide messenger RNA. RefSeq names its product transketolase. The coding region runs from base 310 to 2193 and encodes 627 amino acids. NCBI's taxonomy places the organism in Eukaryota, Metazoa, Arthropoda, Insecta, Hymenoptera, Ichneumonidae. Gene Ontology annotation, molecular function: transketolase activity; thiamine pyrophosphate binding. The record is from RefSeq and is a predicted model, not a curated record. The transcript is spliced from 6 exons.